UCAAAUAAAUUCAGUAUUGCAUAAAAAGCCUUCUCUAGUAGUAGUAGACAUUGAAUGACUCAUUUGAGUGGUUUUUCUGGCUUCUGUGCAGAUAAUUUAUAAGUAGCUAAAGCUCUCCCUAUCAUGAGAGGCCUUCGAAUCGGGCUCUUCCCAAAUUUCAGUGCAGUUGAUACUGGUGUGAGAAGAACCUUCACCUGCCGUUGUGUACGUAAGACCAAUAAGAAGUCUGCCUCCUUUCUCUCCAUCCAUCACUCCCUUCCCAACUUCUCUUCAUAUUCUUGUUCUGCAGCUUUGUCGGUAAUGGCGGAGGAAGAGAAGAAAUCAUUUGAUGAAAAUGAAGCAGCUUCGCUGGUUAAGGAGCUUAGAGGGAACAUUAAAUCUAACAAGACAAAGAGUUACGAUUGGAGAGUGUCCCAGUUGGAGAGUAUCAGAAAGAUGAUUGUGGAAAACGAAAAAGAGAUUGCUAAAGCUCUUUAUGAUGACCUCUCAAAGCCUGAAUUCGAAGCCUUUAUUUCGGAGAUUUCUAAUGCAAAGUCAUCUUGUGAAUUGGCGCUUAAAGAAUUGAAACAUUGGAUGAAGCCAGAAAAGGCAAAAACUUCAAUCUCAACCUUCCCUUCAUCAGCGGAAAUUGUGUCAGAACCUCUGGGUGUUGUGUUGGUCAUCUCAACUUGGAAUUUUCCUUUCCUGCUGUCGGUGGAUCCAGUCAUUGGAGCAAUUGCAGCUGGGAAUGCUGUGGUCCUUAAACCAUCAGAAAUAUCUCCAGCCACGUCUUCACUACUUGUAAAUUUAUUUGAUAAAUAUCUUGACAAAUCUGCAGUAAGAGUCGUUGAAGGGGCUGUUCCUGAAACAUCUGCAUUACUGGAGCAGAAAUGGGACAAAAUAUUAUACACAGGUAGUUCAAGAGUGGGUCGAAUUGUGAUGACAGCUGCAGCGAAACACCUUACACCCGUUAUCCUAGAACUUGGAGGAAAGUGCCCAGCCAUUGUUGAUUCAAAUGUCAAUUUACAGGUUGCUACAAGGAGGAUUAUAGCUGGCAAGUGGCAAUGCAACAAUGGCCAAGCUUGUAUUGGUGUCGACUAUGUUAUAACUACUAAAGAUUUUGCUCCAAAAUUGAUUGAUGCGCUUAGAAAAGAGUUAGAGGAUUGCUUUGGGAGGAACCCAAUGGAAUCAAAAGAUAUAUCGCGGAUUGUGAGCUUAAACCACUUCACCCGUCUAGAAAGGCUCUUGGAUGAAGAUAAUGUCUCCAACAAAAUUGUACUAGGAGGCCAAAGGGAUCAAAACAAAUUAAGGAUGGCACCAACCAUAUUAUUGGACGUUCCUAAAGAUUCUCAGAUAAUGCAGGAUGAGAUAUUUGGGCCAUUACUUCCUAUUAUCACUGUUGAAAAUGUGAAGGACAGUUUUGAUGCGAUAAACUCAAAACCAAAACCUCUUGCAGCAUAUCUCUUCACCAAUGAUGAGAAGCUAAAGGAAAGCUUUGUGCAAAACGUAUCGGCUGGAGGAAUGCUCAUUAAUGAUACAAUACUCCAUGUCACAGUAGAUACUUUACCUUUUGGAGGAGUUGAGGAGAGUGGAAUGGGAUCGUACCAUGGGAAAUUUUCUUUUGAUGCUUUUAGCCACAAGAAGGCCGUUCUCUACAGAAGUUUUAAUGGAGAUGCAUCUAUAAGGUAUCCGCCAUACACAGAAAGCAAGAAGAAGUUAAUGAAGGCUCUGAUAAGUGAUGGCAUAUUUGGGAUGCUUCUUGCUUUGAUAGGAUGGUCUAAAGAUUGAAAUCAUAUAAAGCUGAAUGAUGAUAACUGCAAUAUUUAACUGAAAUAUUUAUGUAUUUUAUGUUAUUAUUCUCUAAAAUACUGAAAUUGAAUUCAAUAAUAUUUAACUAAACUUUCAUA
Messenger RNA from Hevea brasiliensis (rubber tree), 1886 nucleotides. Its product is annotated as aldehyde dehydrogenase family 3 member I1, chloroplastic-like. NCBI's taxonomy places the organism in Eukaryota, Viridiplantae, Streptophyta, Magnoliopsida, Malpighiales, Euphorbiaceae. Gene Ontology annotation, molecular function: aldehyde dehydrogenase (NAD+) activity. Gene Ontology annotation, cellular component: cytoplasm. The coding region runs from base 124 to 1767 and encodes 547 amino acids. The record is from RefSeq and is a predicted model, not a curated record. The transcript has 12 exons. Gene Ontology annotation, biological process: aldehyde metabolic process.